Molecule: messenger RNA, 984 nt
Organism: Lycium barbarum (goji berry)
Lineage: Eukaryota; Viridiplantae; Streptophyta; Magnoliopsida; Solanales; Solanaceae
Product: L-type lectin-domain containing receptor kinase IV.1-like
Exons: 1
Coding region: 1-984 (327 amino acids)
Molecular function (GO): carbohydrate binding
Source: RefSeq, a predicted model, not a curated record
AUGUUCUUCAAUCUUGUCAUACUAGUGGCUCUCUUCUUAGUUGAUUUUGCACCAGCUUCUUGUGAAGUUGGUGCAUUCAUUUACAAUGGAUUCCAAUCAGGGAAUCUUAGCUUGGAUGGCAUAGCUAAGCUCACAUCCAAUGACCUUUUGCUAUUAACAGAUUCUAAAACAAAAGAUCAGGGCCAUGCUUUCUAUCCAAAUCCAAUUCAUUUCAAGAAUUCACCAAAUGGUACUGCAUUUUCUUUCUCCACAACCUUUGUAUUUAGUAUAAGGUCUGAUUAUCGAUCUAUGAGUGGUCAUGGACUAGUUUUCAUUAUCGCGCCACAGAGAGGACUUCAGGGGGCUAUGCCAAACCACUAUCUUGGCCUUUUUAACUCAACCAAUAAUGGGAAUAGAUCUAACCAUGUUGUUGGAGUUGAGCUCGAUACAACCUUUACCGAGGAAUUUGGUGAUAUUAAUGAGAAUCAUGUUGGAAUUGAUAUAAAUGGGUUGAAGUCUGUAGCAGUUCAUACAGCAGGUUAUUUUGAUGAUACUGGUUUGUUUCAUAACUUGACUCUUGCUAGUGGCCAGACAAUGCAAGUCUGGGUGGAUUAUGAUGGAAGCACUAAGCAAAUUAAGGUAACAAUAGCUCCGUUACAUGUGGGAAAAACAGUUAGGUCACUUCUGGCUAUGAAAUAUGAUCUUUCACCAAUUCUUGAUCAGAACAUGUAUGUUGGUUUUUCAUCAUCAACUGAUCCAGUCCCAACACAUCAUUAUAUCUUAGGAUGGAGCUUCAAGAUAAAUGGGAAAGCUCAAGAACUUUCUCAACUUCCUCGUCUUGGGCGCAGAGAGGAAUCAAGAUUUUUAACGAUUACUUUGACAUUAAUCUCUUUGGUUUUACUUGUCGUAGCAAUCCUCAGCGGUAGUUUAUGUAAGAAGGAAGAAGAAGUCUGGCUCAGCUCAACUCGGUUAAAGAUCGGUCAAGCUCAGGCUCAGUUGAGAUGA